GUAACGUCAGGCCUCUUGCUGGAAUCAGUGUCGGGAGCUACAGCGCUGCUCUAUAGAGAUACGCAUAAUCAGUCUGCAAGGAGUGGCUGCUGCUGCUGCUGCAAGGCGACCGGAUCCCGUCAGCAGCCGCUACAAGCACUGUCUUCCUGCAUCUUCUCACAGCUGCUGAGGGCCGCACACUGAGUGCUGGAUUGAAAUGACGCUGUAAGUCGAUAUACCAGAUGAUGCAGAUGAUGUUGAUAUACCAGAAAUAUAGCACUAAAUGAAAAAGACUUUAAAUUUCACAUUCCAGAAAGGAAGCUAGCCUUCCUUCUGACAAGAUGUCGGUAAGAGAGCGCAGUCCACGUCAUGGUGCCAGGCCUCACUCCACUAUUGAUGUCAGCUCUGAAAUGAUGGGCUUGUCAUUGGCAGGAAACUUCCAAGACCCUGAUGAGCCAAUAUUAGAAUUUAGUUUAGCAUGCAGUGAACUUACUACACCAUCACUGGAUAGGAAACCAAAUAGUUUUGUAGCAAUUAGUGUUACAACUCCACCUCAGGCUUUCUGGACUAAACAUGCACAGACCGAGAUCAUAGAGGGGACAAGCAAUCCAAGAUUUCUCAGCAGCAUUGCCUUUUUCCAAGACUCUCUGAUAAAUCAGAUGACCCAGAUCAAGUUGUCAGUUUAUGAUGUAAAAGACAAAUCUCAGGGAACUAUGUAUUUGUUGGGUUUUGGGAAGUUCACUGUAAGAGAUGUUCUACAGGAGAAGAAUCACAGGCUGUGUUUACCACUAUGUUCUGCAGAGCAAGAACCUGUGGGUAAAAUCACUGUAAUAGGCUGGCAGAUGGAGGAAAAGACUGACCAACGGACUGCUGUGACCAGAUCACCUGAAACUACCAUUAAUGGAAGGACUGUUCUUCCUGUUGAUGAAAGUUUAACAGAAUCUCUAGGAAUUAGGUCAAAAUAUGCAUCGCUAAGAAAAGACACAUUACUGAAAACGGUGUUUGGCGGUGCAAUAUGUAGGAUGUAUAGGUUCCCUACCACAGAUGGUAACCACCUGCGGAUACUGGAGCAAAUGGCCGAGAGUGUACUCUCUUUGCACAUUCCCCGACAAUUUGUGAAACUGCUUCUGGAAGAGGAUGCUGCCAGGGUUUGUGAGUUAGAAGAACUCGGGGAGCUCUCUCCAUGUUGGGAAAACCUUCGCAGGCAGAUAGUGACUCAAUACCAAACCAUUAUACUGACAUACCAGGAAAACAUGACCAACCUCCAUCAGUACAAAGGUGUGUCAUUUAAAGCAAGUAGCUUAAAAGCAGACAAAAAAUUAGAAUUUGUUCCUACGAAUUUGCAUAUUCAGAGAAUGCGAGUUCAAGAUGAAUCUGCACCAGAUCAAAAUUAUGAUAUAGUAACAAUUGGGGCACCAGCUGCUCACUGCCAAGGCUUUAAGUCUGGGGGCUUACGGAAGCAGAUGCACAAAUUUGAAGAAGCUAAAAAACAGGUUCCCUUACAGAGAGAACUUGACUUUCCUCGUCAAUGCAGUACUACAUCGUGCCCACAGUCUAUUGUGUACAUACCGCAGGAUAUAAUUCGAGCAAAAGAGAUCAUUGCCCACAUCAAUACGCUAAAGACUCAAGUCAGUUAUUAUGCAGAGAGAUUGUCCAGGGCAGCCAAAGACCGAUCGGCCAAUGGACUCGAGAGAACACUUGCCAUCUUGGCUGAUAAGACUAGGCAACUAGUCACAGUCUGUGACUGCAAACUAUUAGCAAAUUCAAUACAUGGACUCAAUGCUGCUCGACCAGACUACAUUGCAUCCAAAGCCUCUCCUACAUCUGCUGAAGCUGAUCAAGUCAUGCUAAGGAAUGACCAGGACACCUUGGUGGCAAAGUGGACAGGGAGAAACAGCAGGUCAUCUUUGCAAGUAGACUGGCAUGAGGAGGAGUGGGAUAAAGUGUGGUCGAAUGUGGAUAAAAGUCUAGAAUGUAUUAUUCAGAGGGUAGACAAGCUUCUACAGAAGGAACACUUGCACAGCGACAGCUGCGACGAUGUCUUUCAGUGUGAAAUCAGUUGUUCUAGCAAGAAAGGUAAUCUGAAAAAUCAAGCAUACUGGAUAAAUCCAACAGCCUCCGAUGAUGAGGCCCUAUCAUCUCCAUCAUCAUCUCCAUCAUCUCCUGCAUGCCAUCCUUCCCAGUUUACAAAUUCCAGUUCAGCAUCUGAAGAUCCCUGCCCACCAGGUGAAUGGAGUGAAGCCCUUUACCCCUUGCUGAGCACACUUACAGACUGUGUAGCCAUGAUGAGUGACAAGGCAAAGAAAGCCAUGGCGUUCCUGCUGAUGCAGGACAGUGCUCCGACUAUUGCCAUGUAUCUCAGCCUCCAGUACCGCAGAGAUGUUGUCUUCUGCCAGUCUCUGACAGCGGUUAUCUGUGGCUUUAUUAUCAAAUUGAGAAACUGUCUUCAUGAUAAUGGAUUUCUGCGGCAGCUCUACACUAUUGGCCUGCUGGCUCAGUUUGAGAGCCUCCUAAGCACAUAUGGAGAAGAAUUGCCAAUGCUGGAAGACAUGAGUAUAGGAAUCAUGGACUUGAGGAAUGUAACAUUCAAAGUAACUCAAGCUAUAUCCAGUGCCUCCUCGGAUAUGCUGCCUGUUAUAACUGGAAACCGUGAUGGAUUUAAUGUCCGAAUCCCAUUGCCGAGUGCUUUAUUUGAUGCUCUUCCACGUGAGCUUCAGAGUGGCAUGCUGCUAAGGGUUCAACCGGUCCUUUUCAAUGUGGGAAUCAAUGAACAACAAACGCUGGCAGAAAAGUUUGGAGAUACAUCACUUCAGGAGUUAAUAAAUAUGGAGAGCCUGAUGCGGUUAAAUUCCUAUUAUGAGCAGUUCAAAGAGGUUUUACCAGAAGAUUUUCUUCCUAGGUCACGUAGUCAAACAUGCCUCCCAGAACUACUUAGGUUCCUUGGUCAAAAUGUUCAUGCACGAAAAAACAAAAAUGUGGACAUCUUGUGGCAAGCUGCAGAGAUAUGUCGACGGCUGAAUGGUGUGCGCUUCACAAGCUGUAAGAGCGCCAAGGACCGUACAGCUAUGUCAGUGACACUGGAGCAGUGCCUGAUCCUGCAGCAUGAACAUGGAAUGGCCCCCCAGGUUUUCACACAAGCACUAGAGUGCAUGCGAAGCAUUGGAACAAGAGAAAUAGUCACGCAGAAGAACUUAUGUGGCUUGGUUCCGAUCCGAGAUUUCAGGCUAGACCCAAGCCUUCUCUACUCUAUUCCUUUAUUAGCGAUGAGCCCAAACUUACUGAUAGUCUGGCUGUGCCUCAGUAUAGCCUACUUGGUGGCCAGAUUUCGCUGCAAAUGAAGAGAUGGCAGAAAAAGAAAUGUUUGGCAAUAUGGCACCCCCUUUAGGCUGGGGGGAAGAAAUGUAUCACAGACAUGACCAACGAGUGUCAUCUGUAUAUGCCUUACAAGUUGACAUUUCAGUUUGUUUUAUAAAACUUUCUCGGAAUGUAGAAAGGUCUCAGUGGAGAAAAAGAGCAAAUAAUUUUUGUGCAUACGUUUACUCAUAAUACCUUCUUACCUCACGUCCUUGAUGCUGCUUCCUACCAUUGCGUUACGCACUGUGUAGCUCACAGACUACUCAAUUCAUGCUCGUUCCAUCCAGCAUGCUGUAAUCUAAAUGUAGCUGUAGGCAAAAAUAUUAGCAUGACUCUGGUUUCUUUCUAUAAUCUAACAGCGUGAUACUGCUUUCUUAAGCCAUAAUUGUUGGACUAGUCUCUUGAUUAUGACGUGUAUAUUUAAUACACACACAUAUAUCCACACAAGGCAAUGGGUGCUAAUGUCUAUGUAUAAUUUAAAGAUACAAUACCUAAUUUACCUUUUAAAACUCACAUCAGACACAAUAAAUACAGUGGUGUGCAGUCACAAAAACCAGUCAGACUAGUGCAUAUAUAUACCGAUUCCCCCUUGUUCAGCGUAAGUUUAUUGAAUAGGACUAGUGUGAAAGAUUUGUGGUUUUAGAUAUUUCUUAAAGGGGUUGUUCACCUUCAAACAACUAGUUGUUU
This is a messenger RNA of Xenopus laevis (African clawed frog), 4020 nucleotides long. It is a transcript of the gene inpp4a.S, whose product is annotated as inositol polyphosphate-4-phosphatase type I A S homeolog. The coding region runs from base 321 to 3317 and encodes 998 amino acids. Gene Ontology annotation, cellular component: recycling endosome membrane; plasma membrane; early endosome membrane. Gene Ontology annotation, molecular function: phosphatase activity; phosphatidylinositol-3,4-bisphosphate 4-phosphatase activity. NCBI's taxonomy places the organism in Eukaryota, Metazoa, Chordata, Amphibia, Anura, Pipidae. Gene Ontology annotation, biological process: phosphatidylinositol-3-phosphate biosynthetic process. The record is from RefSeq and is a predicted model, not a curated record. The transcript has 26 exons.